Molecule: messenger RNA, 1242 nt
Organism: Anthostomella pinea
Lineage: Eukaryota; Fungi; Ascomycota; Sordariomycetes; Xylariales; Xylariaceae
Source: the annotation of a GenBank genome assembly
AUGGCGGCAAUCAACGAGCCCCCGUUAGACGAGAUACAAUGGCGACAUCCGGUGCUGGUGCAGUCCAUGCAAGGCAUCCACUCGAAUUCGGUGCUCUUCUACUUCGCCGAGUCGCCCUUCUUCGACCGCACAUCCAAUAAUGCCGUGCUCGCGAGCCAGGCCAUGUUCAACGCUAACAUGUUCCACCUGAUCCAGACGCGCGAGGCCUUUGAGGGCCGCCUGAGGGAGAUGUCCGGCUUGGAGUUCAUAGUGGCCCAGGAGCCCGCCGAGAUGGCGCCCGGGACGGGCACGGGAGUCUGGGUCAUCCGCAAGCAGACGCGCCAGAAAAGGGAAAACGCCGAGGACAAGAUCACAAUACAUUCAACCUACUACGUUAUUGGGGAGAACGUCUACAUGGCACCUACGCUGGCCCAAGUCCUGGGCUUCAGAAUGGCUACUGUUGCUUCAGCACUGGGCAAGUGCUUCCCAGCCGCAGACAACGCAAGGGCUUGGUCACCUUCGCUUGGACACCUAUACAAGACGGCUCCUGCCGUCACAAAUCCGCGCACCCGGAACCUCGAAUCCAAGGAAGCGACGCCGAUGCCCGAGAGCCAGGGCAGCAAAGGCGCGCUGGAACCUAAAAAGACCACCCGGCAAGCCCUCGACUCGCGGCUUGCAGAGCACUCCUUCAUGGUGCACAUGCAACACGGCGGAGACUACAUGGACGAGAACCCGAUCACCGGCAAGCCGGGUGAAUUCCAUCUCUCCUCGACGGGACGCAAAGACAACAUGAAGCUGCAGAUCCCGGGCAUUACAGCCCUCAACACGUCGUUCAAGAGCCCUGCCACGCCAGAGGCAGGUAAGAAAGACGCAAAGGCGGGCGACAAGACUCCGAAGACUCCUACUGGGACGUCCAAGUCUAAGCGGAAAAGAAAGUCGGAAGGAGGGUCGGCGAAAGAUACCACGACAAAUAACUUGACCACAACGCCUACCAAGACACCUACCAAGGAGCCUACCAAGACGCCUACCAAGACGCCUAAGACCAAGCGAGGGAACCUAAACACGGGUAAAAUGCCUCCGCCGACGGAUUCGUCUUUAGGCAUAGGCAAGCCGGCGAAAGAAACCACGACAUAUAACUUGACCACAACGCCUACCAAGACACCUAAGACCAAGCGGAGGAAGCUGAACACGGGUAACAUGCUUCCGCCGACGGAUUCGUCUUUAGGCAAAGGCAAGCCGGCGAAGAAGAAGACGAACAAAUAG